This is a messenger RNA of Thalassophryne amazonica, 1573 nucleotides long. RefSeq names its product rhomboid, veinlet-like 1 (Drosophila) (gene rhbdl1). Lineage: Eukaryota; Metazoa; Chordata; Actinopteri; Batrachoidiformes; Batrachoididae. Bases 394 to 1512 code for a protein of 372 amino acids. Gene Ontology annotation, molecular function: serine-type endopeptidase activity. Gene Ontology annotation, cellular component: membrane. The transcript is spliced from 8 exons. The record is from RefSeq and is a predicted model, not a curated record.
GCAGUGAGCAAGAGGAGAGCGAGGAGGAGCAGAGUGAAUGAGAGCUGCCUGCACGCCUGUAGUCUGCUGAAGCUGGGUCGACCGCCUCGCCACGCUGCAUUGGUACCGAGCGGAGUCGUGGCCUGGUUGCUCAUCAGCACUGAUGCAGAGUCCAGAGCACCAGUUCUGAAAUCAGGGACCCCAGGAUCCAGGUUCAUCAGGUUCUCUCCAUCAUCAAGGCUACAGUGGGCGCGACGGCUACAAAAGGGGCUUGACGCGACAGUUUCGACACCAGCUGCUACCUCAACUGAAUCCCCUUCCACCCGAUCCCAUCCUUAGCAGCACCGCCGCUCCUCUCCCACUCCUCCCUAUGCCCUUGUCCUCAGCGGCUCCUCUCAACUCCCUGGCCAGUAUAUGGAUAGAAGCUCCCUGUUUCAGCUCAUACAAGAGCAGCUGGACCCAGAGAACACCGGUUUUAUCCCAGUGGAGAACUUCACCAGCUUGGUGGAGCACCAUGAGCUCCAGCUGGACCCGUCUAAAUUGGACAUGCUGUUAGCCCUGGUCCAGAGCAAUGAAGAGGGUCAGGUGUGCUACCAGGAGCUCAUCGAGCUGAUGAACAGCAAGCGCUCCAGCAGUUUCCGGCGAGCCAUCGCCAAUGGCCGCCGCACUCUGCAGAGGGAGAUCCUGCUGGACGAAACGGGACUGGGCUUGUACAAGCGUUUUGUGCGAUAUGUGGCCUAUGAGAUCCUGCCGUGCGAGACGGACCGACGGUGGUACUUCCACCAGAACCGCCUGUGUCCUCCACCCGUCUUCAUCGCCGUUGUCACCAUUGUCCAGAUUAUUGUGUUCAUGAGCUACGGCAUCAUGCUAAACAAGUGGGUUCUGCAGACCUACCAGCCAGACUUCAUGAAGAGUCCCCUAGUCUAUCAUCCCGGCCACCGCGCCCAAGUGUGGCGCUUCUUCAGCUACAUGUUCAUGCACGUCGGACUGGAGCAGCUGGGGUUCAACGCUUUACUCCAGCUGAUGAUUGGCGUUCCACUGGAGAUGGUCCACGGCAUCUUACGAAUAAGUCUGCUGUACAUGGCAGGAGUACUUGCCGGUUCGCUGACCGUGUCCAUCACCGACAUGCGCGCUCCAGUGGUGGGGGGCUCUGGAGGAGUCUACGCUCUGUGCUCAGCUCACCUGGCUAACGUCGUCAUGAACUGGGCCGGGAUGCGCUGUCCGUACAAGCUGCUCCGCAUGAUCCUGGCGCUGGUUUGCAUGAGCUCAGAGGUCGGCCGAGCUGUCUGGCUGCGUUUCUCACCCCCACUGCCCUCCUCGGGGCCCCAGCCCAGCUUCAUGGCACACCUUUCGGGGGCCGUGGUCGGCAUCAGCAUGGGCCUGCUGAUCCUGCGCAGCUACGAGGAGAGUCUGCAGAAGCAGUGCUCCUGGUGGGUCAUCGUCUUCUCUUUUAUCACCUUCCUCCUCUUUGCCAUCUUCUGGAACAUCUUUGCAUAUGAGCUGCUGGGCGUUCAGAUCCCGCCUCCUCCCUGAUGAAGGCCCCGCCUCUUGACUUUGACCAUGCCCUGACAUGAGUUCCUGUUCAUUAACUGUC